Messenger RNA from Daucus carota subsp. sativus, 1799 nucleotides. Its product is annotated as probable beta-1,3-galactosyltransferase 2. The transcript is spliced from 11 exons. Gene Ontology annotation, cellular component: Golgi membrane. Bases 316 to 1524 code for a protein of 402 amino acids. Gene Ontology annotation, molecular function: galactosyltransferase activity. The record is from RefSeq and is a predicted model, not a curated record. Lineage: Eukaryota; Viridiplantae; Streptophyta; Magnoliopsida; Apiales; Apiaceae.
GUAAAAGGUUCGUGGUCGGCCGUAGAAAUCAAGACACUAGGUGCUGUUGCCAACUCUCAUCAGUUUCUACACCCACCAUUUAGCUCAUCUCUCCACUUCUUUCUCUUCCCCACACUCAGUUUUAUACUAUUAUAUUGUAUACCCACACAGAAAGAGAGAGAGAGAGAGAGAGAAAACACCAAGCUUUUCAUUCUGCUUCCAAACUUCAAGAUUGGUUCAGUGUGAUCUGAUUUUGCUUCUACUCAACAUAUUUGAUGACCCAUCUGAGAAUUUGAUUGAUUGAUUGCUUGGGGUUGAAAGUAGAGGAACAAGACAAUGUCUUGGAAGAACAGAGGAGGGGAGCCUCAUUCAAGAAAUGCUGUUAUUUCCAGGAAAUUGAGUUUUAUUAUGUGUAUUGGCUGCUUUUGUGUUGGAAUGCUCUUCACCGACAGAAUGUGGGCAGUUCCAGAAGCUAAAGGGAUAUCAAGAUCUACUAGGAUUGAAGAGGAAAAGCUAAAAUUAGUUGCAGAAGGUUGCAAUCCAAAAAUUGACAAGGCAAAGGAUUUUUCUGGAGAAAUUUCAAAAACACAGCACACUAUGCAGUCGCUAGAUAAAACAAUAUCUAAUCUGGAAAUGGAAUUAGCUGCAGCAAGGGCCGUGCAAGAUUCUAUACUCACCGGUAUACCUGUAUCUGGUGACUUGAGUGUAACUGAAUCAACAAAGAGAAGAAAGUAUCUAAUGGUGAUCGGCAUUAACACUGCUUUUAGCAGCCGAAAGAGGAGAGACUCUGUUCGUGCGACAUGGAUGCAACAAGGCGAAAAACUAAAGAAGCUUGAGGAUGAAAAAGGCAUUAUAAUGAGAUUUGUAAUAGGCCACAGUGCCACGUCAGGUGGUAUUCUUGAUAGAGCUAUUGAAGCAGAAGAGCAGAAACAUGGAGAUUUCUUGAGGCUGGACCAUGUUGAGGGAUACCUUGAACUCUCAACCAAGACAAAGAUAUAUUUUGCCACUGCUGUUGCUUUGUGGGAUGCUGAUUUCUAUGUGAAGGUUGACGAUGACGUACAUGUAAACAUAGCAACGCUUGGAGCAACUCUAGCUAGGCAUCGAUCAAAGUCCCACGUCUACAUUGGAUGCAUGAAAUCUGGUCCUGUCCUUGCUCAGAAGGGAGUGAGGUAUCAUGAACCUGAGUACUGGAAAUUUGGUGAGGAGGGAAACAAGUAUUUCCGUCAUGCUACAGGACAACUAUAUGCUAUUUCGAAAGAUUUGGCCACCUACAUAUCCAUAAAUCAGCACGUGCUACAUAAGUAUGCCAAUGAGGAUGUCUCGCUGGGGUCAUGGUUUAUUGGACUAGAUGUGGAACAUAUAGAUGAUCGGAGAUUAUGUUGCGGGACGCCACCUGAUUGUGAGUGGAAGGCUCAGGCGGGAAACAUAUGUGUUGCUUCCUUCGACUGGAGCUGUAGUGGGAUAUGCAGGUCAUCUGAUAGGAUUAAGGAAGUUCACAGACGGUGUGGUGAAGGUGAAAAUGCUCUGUGGAGUGCAGUCUUCUGAUCGUCAAAUAUUUUUCUUGGAGGCUCAAAUUGCAUAGAACCUGUACUUGUUGAGAUAUUAUGUGUAAAUUUUAGUGUGCAUAUUACCAUCACUGGAAAGAUAUAACAAAAGAGGUAGCUGUUUAUUGGAGGGUUCUGUUCUGUUUUAAAUGAAGAGAAGAACCCCUAUAGGAAUCCAUCUGUUUUUCUGUAAACUACCACUUGUCUGCAGUUUCCGUUUAUGACAAAUGGAUAUACUAUAUAAUUUGGGCAUGCAGUUUUGCCUAUUGAUUAUCA